AUGCGAAGGAGUGGCUGGAGCGCCGCUGCGAGGCCUCGCUCACGGAGCAGCGCGCGGAGCUGGCGCGGCGCUUCGGGGCCUUCGAGCAGUCGGAGACAAACACUUCAAAGACUGGGUCCAGAGGGAGCAGGACCAGAUCCAGGCGCAGCUCCAACAGCUGCGAGUGGCCACCCAGGAGAGUCCCAGCAGCAGCAGCAGCGCUUGGUGGGGAACCUGACGGCGCAGAACCAGAAGCAGGACAUGAGGCUUCAGGAGCUGGAGGCCAGCCUCGCCUCCGCCAGCGCCCAGAUCCAGGGGGUGAUGAGCGCUGUGUCCGCCGGCGCGCUCUCCCACGGCCAAAGCGGAGGCACCGGCGAGGCCGCGAUGGGCGCGGCAGCCGUGGCAGCGUCCGCGGCCUCCAACCUGGAGGUGCUGCGCGCAGGCCUGGAGCGGGAGGCCUCCGCGCGGGUGGCCUUGGGCGCUGAGACGGCCGAGCAGCUCAAGCAGUUGAGCGACAUGGUCUUCGAGCUCAGCAACCGGCAGCACCAGCAGGCCGCGAUGGCGCAGCAAAAGCUGCAGCAGAACGUGGCAGUGGAGGAGCAGCAAGCGCAGCGCCAAGAAGCUCGGCUGUCGUCCCUGGAGCCGGGGGUGCAGCAGAUGAGGGAGGAGAUGGAGCAGCUGCGGGACCAGCAGCUGCGUUGCCAGCAGGAGGCUUUGCGCCGCUGCGAGGAGGCGGAGGAGAUGUGCCGGCAGCGGCUCAGCGGCGUGCAGGACGCAGCUCUCAGCGCCGCCCGGGAGCUUUGGGAGGAGCACCAGGGGGUGGUAGUGGAGUGCAAGUCCUCGCUGGCUGCUCUUCAGCAGAUCUUGGACUCCAAGGACAAGAUCGCCCAACAGCUGCGGUCUCUGCAGCAACAGCAGCGGGAGGAGGACAAGCAGGUGAAAGCCGCGCUGGAUCUGGACGACCAGUGCAGCGCGGAGGGCUGUGGCCUGAACGCCGUGCAGCUGAGGGGGCUCAAGAGCACCGAGGAGUUGUUGGAAUUGGAGAAGGCCGCGCAGGGCACUGAGGUGGAGUCCGAGGAAAGCAGCGGCUGGUUGAAGGACAUCACAACCAAGGAGAAGAACCACUUCAAGCACAUCUUGGCGCCGCUGCAGAAGCCCAUCGUCACCAACUACCAAUACCUCGUCGUCCUGGACUCCUACGCGAACUACACCAUGGAGAAGAUUGAGAACGCCACCGGCAGCGCAGUGGUCUGGAAUCGCAAGUCCCUGCUGCAGCAGGCUGAGGAGGAGAUUGCGCAGGAGGAGAUUGAGGAGACCCUCACCUACGGACGCCGUCGCCGCAGCACCAGUGGUGCGGACUUGCCCCCGCGCGCGCGGUACAUCAACAAGAUCCUCAUCUAUCUCAACAAGGAGAUGGAUGCGGUGUGGAACUUGAACACCAUCGUCGACCGUAAGCGCUGGGGUUCGGGCAACACCAUCACCUCCUCGCCUUAUGGCCCUCACGGCGAGCAUCCAGAGCGCUGGCGUGCCAACGGCACUUUUCCCAUGCCUUUGGAGGCGCCAAAGAGCCCAGUGCUGAACCUCACCAACACCCUCACCAUGCACGUGAAAGGGGAGGACCACAAGUACGAUAACAAAUACGCACAGCAGCUGGAGGCUGACUACCUUUCCCUCAUCGACAACAUCAACGAUGCCAGCAAGAAGGGCAAUGACCUGCGUGCCAGACUGUUCAAGAUGGACUGGUACGCAAACAAGUUCAUCGUCCAGCCGAGCGGCGUUUGGAAUAAGAUCGAUGCACAGUCCUGA
Effrenium voratum is the source of this 1785-nucleotide messenger RNA. NCBI's taxonomy places the organism in Eukaryota, Dinophyceae, Suessiales, Symbiodiniaceae. The record is from the annotation of a GenBank genome assembly.